AUGGAUAGUGGAAGUGGCGGUGGCUGGUACAAUAGUCGAAAACAAUACCGAAGUGUCGCUUUUGGGACGUGGAAACCGGGAGCGGCGAAUAAAUUCUUCCAAAAGAGCACCUCGAAUUUGGACAAAUUCGAGACACAGAGCGAAGUGGAGAGCCGCUUUGUCGAGGCCACUUCGCAUCGAAGCCUUUACAACACGAUCGCCGUGACGAGAGGAGGAAAAGCGUGGAACGGUGAGGAGCUCUCUUCAACGAGUGGUGGAGGUCGAUUUCUGAACGUAAAACUGAAGAAAAUGGGUGAAUCGAGUCCGAAUUUGACUCGAAUCGAGAGGAGUCCGUACCAGCUUUUCCCACCACUUCGCCCAAACGAGACCUCGUACUCAUCGGACGCGAUGCACCGAAUUCUCAUCGAUCCACGGGGGAAACCAAAAGAUUGCUACAGCAGCAGUGAAUACGUCGCUUAUUUGGGCCGAAAGCACAGUCAGGAGAGAAUACAACACGAACCCUACCCAGUGUGGAGUGGGAGCCAGCAAGCCGGCCCGGGCGCAGCGUCGAGACACGGAGGAGAAGGGAAAAGAGAGGGACGUUUGGACAUCGCCCAACAUAAAGCAACCAGAGUGCACAGAAGUCAGAGUGCCGGAGCUGACGCCACAGUUCGUGUCCAUCAACCGGUCGACAUGCGCUCGCCAUUCACGCGCGCCGAUCCGAACGGCAACCAGCCGGGCAACGUGAAAUUUCUCCGCGCAACGAAGAAAUUCUUCAAGAAGAUUUAUUCGACAGCGACAUUGCCGAAAAAAUCGCCACAAUCGCCACAAGUCGAUCAAACGAUGCCGAGUCACACGAAUGUGCAACCGUUUUUCGAUUUUAGUUACCGCGAGCCACCCCGUUUCUCUUCAUCCGACGAUUGUGAUGAGCCACUGUACAAUUCAUCGUUUUCUACGUAUUGCUCAAAUUACCGUACUCCAGUGGAAACGUAUCGAAAUGAGUUGAAUUUGUCCACGACAUUGCAUUACCCGAAAUACGCGGACAGUCAGCCGGACAGUGGGGUCGAUGAUCGCUCAUCAACACCGGACGAGUCGAUGGACUCGGCUCCAUCCUCUUCAUCGCCCACCUCAUCCACUUCACCAUCCACCUCGACAUCGUCGAAAAGGGACUCGAGUGGAGACCAAAAGCCACAUGUUCAGAUUCCACCGAACGGCAACUGGAAUGAGGUUUUCGAGCAGCUGCGUCGCGAAAUGACUCUAAUGCGCGAACGGGAUCAACAAAUCCUCGCCGAUUUGCACAAAGUCGAAUCACAAUUGAAAAGCGUUCGCCUAGCGAAUUGUCAAUUCGGAUCGACCGAGGAUUUGGUGGGGAAUCGAGGGCCUGUUCCGAGUAUGCCAUUG
Mesorhabditis belari is the source of this 1380-nucleotide messenger RNA. NCBI's taxonomy places the organism in Eukaryota, Metazoa, Nematoda, Chromadorea, Rhabditida, Rhabditidae. The record is from the annotation of a GenBank genome assembly.